UGAAGGAUAGAGGCGAGAACUGUAUCUCAAAUGCUAUAUGUAUAUUUGUUGAAACUGAGAUACACAUAUAAUGAUAUACAUAAUUUCCUCGCUCUCAAAUCUUGCUCCUCUCUCUCAAAAUCACACAUACACAUAAAUACACAAAUAUAGUUUUUUUUUCUGAUACGUUAACAUGGCUAAUGAAUCAAUGAAAGUAAUAGAUUAGCGUUGGUCGCCAUUGAUGGCAUGAACGAGAUGCAGCAUUUACCCUUAAAAUCAAAGUUAUUCCGUUCACUUCACAGAUCACUAUCACUACCCACCAGCAAUAACCGAGCAGCAGAGCAGAACUGCAUAUCUCUCCUCCAACUCUGCGAUUCUCUUCCCAAACUACUUCAACUCCAAUCCCAUAUCUUCAAAUUUGGCCUACAAAGCAACCCACUUGUCCUCACAAAAUUCACCUCCAUUUCCUCUCAACUUAACGCCAUCACCCACGCUUCAUCAUUCAUCUUUUCCUCAUAUGUUGAAACCCAUUACUUUGAUACCUUUCUUUUCAACACCAUUAUCAGAAGUUACGCUGUAACGAAUGACUUUAAGCAUAAUGCUUUGUGUUUGUACUGUAAAAUGUUGAGUUAUGGUAUUUGGCCUAAUAAGUUCACCUACCCUUUUGUGCUUAAGGCUUGUGCUGGGAUUGGUGAGUUGAAAUUAGGCCAGACGGUUCAUGGGUCAGUGGUGAAACUUGGGUUUGAUGAGGAUUCUCAUGUUUUGAAUACUAUGGUUCAUAUGUACUGUUGUUGUGAUGAUGGGAUUGAGAAUGCGCGGAAGGUGUUUGAUGAAAUGCCUAACUGGGAUUCGGUAGGGUGGAGUGUGAUGAUAGGUGGUUAUGUGAGAUGGGGUUUGUCUAGUGAGGCUGUAGGGUUGUUUAGAGAAAUGCAGGUUGUUGGGGUAGAACCUGAUGAAGUUACAAUGGUUUGCUUGUUGUCUGCAUGUAUAGAUUUGGGUGCGCUAGAGCUAGGGAAGUGGCUCGAGGCAUAUAUCGAGAGGGAGAAUGUUCCAAAGAGUGUUGUUCUUUGGAAUGCUUUAAUUGACAUGUUUGCAAAAUGUGGUGAUGUUGAUAAAGCUCUGAGUUUGUUCAGGAGCAUGAAUCAGAAGAAUAUUGUUUCUUGGACUUCAGUUAUAGAUGGCAUGGCGAUGCAUGGCCGGGGAACUGAGGCUGUUUCGUUAUUUGAGGAGAUGAAGAAAAAUGGUGUUGUACCUGAUGAUGUUUCCUUUAUUGGGCUACUUACUGCUUGUAGCCAUUCGGCUUUAGUUGACCAAGGUAAGGGAUACUUUUAUUCAAUGACAAAGGAAUUUGGGAUUUCACCUAAGAUAGAACACUACGGAUGCAUGGUUGAUCUAUUAUGCAGAGCAGGACAUGUGCAAGAAGCAUUGGAUUUUGUUCAGAGAAUGCCCGUUAAGCCAAAUCCAGUAAUUUGGAGGACACUUAUUACUGCUUGCCGUGCUCAUGGUGAGCUGACGCUUGGUGAAAAAAUAACAAAAGAGCUGAUAAAACAUGAGCCUACGCAUGAUUCUAAUUAUGUACUACUUUCUAACAUUUAUGCAAAAAUGUUUUCUUGGGAGAAGAAGACCAUGAUUAGGGAAGUUAUGGCGAAGAAGGGAAUGAGGAAGGUUCCAGGGAGCACUAUGAUUGAGCUAUACAACGAAAUCUAUGAAUUUGUGUCGGGAGAUAAAAGUCAUAGUGAGUACAAAAUUAUUCAUCAGAUGGUGGAUGAUAUUGGAAAGGAGAUUAGAAGAGCCGGAUUUGUUGCUUCAACAUCAGAAGUGCUACUUGAUAUCGAUGAAGAAGAUAAAGAGGGUGCUGUAAAUAGGCAUAGUGAAAAGCUUGCUAUCGCAUUUGCCCUUAUAAAGACACCUCCUGGUACUCUUAUCCGAAUUGUGAAAAACUUGCGAGUCUGUGAAGAUUGCCACUCUGCAACUAAAUUCAUCUCGAAGACUUACAAGCGAGAAAUAUUGGUCAGGGACAGGAACCGAUUUCACCGUUUCAUAGAUGGUGUUUGCUCAUGCAAAGACUUCUGGUAGUUUAAUGUGCAUGACGUUGUAAUCAAUAUCAGUCAUCUCAAGGCAGGAGUUUCUUUUCAUUAGCAUUGAUAGCUGAGCGGCUUAUCCAAUGUGCAUGAUCUUAUUGCAUAAAUGAGGGAACUUAUAGUAUGAUGCUACAAAAGAAGUUAUAUUUUUGGACGGUUUAAAUCCAGACCCCGUGGGACAUCAUUUUGGUUGUUGUAGGCUGUGCUUCACCUCUGAGUGUCUGUUGUAUCUUUGUCUCUCUGUGGAGGCAUUGUUUCGGUGGAGAUGUUGUUAUUCACGGCAUGCUUGGCUUCCUUAAACAUCGUCAUGAAGGCAGGUAUACUCAAUUGAUUGUCUUUGACUUGCUGAUGACAUUAAUCCUGAACAAAGAUGAUGGAUGCAUGAGGCUUCUACAAUUGACAAAACAAAACUAGUGCUCAUAAUAAUAGUUGGAGAAUAUGUGUAAAGAUGUUUUGAGAAGGGAAGCCUUGGAGCAACUGUAGGAGUUGUUACCAUGUGACCACGAUGUCAUGAGUUCAAGUCAUGAAAACAAUCUCUUGUAGAAAUAUAAGUUUACAUAUAAUGGAUCAAAUAUGGUUGUGCCCUUCAUCGGAGACUGCACAUAGCAAGAGCUUUGUGCAAGUGGGCGAAUUUUCCAUCUCCAAGGAAAACUCUGGUGAGAUUUAUGUUGUAUUUGUAAAUGCCUUUGAUUCGUAAAAUCUCAUCUUCUCUUUGAAAUUAAAAGAAGGAUGCAGAGACAUAUUUUGCUUUUUAAAAAAAAACAUAUUGUUCGUUACUGAUUAUUCACUCUGCCAACAAGAAGGAGUUGCUCGAAUGAUAAGCAAUAUUCCUCAACUCCAAUCCUAAAUUUAUGUGUUC
Solanum dulcamara is the source of this 2919-nucleotide messenger RNA. Its product is annotated as pentatricopeptide repeat-containing protein At4g21065-like. Gene Ontology annotation, biological process: RNA modification. Gene Ontology annotation, molecular function: RNA binding; protein binding; zinc ion binding. The record is from RefSeq and is a predicted model, not a curated record. The transcript has a single exon. NCBI's taxonomy places the organism in Eukaryota, Viridiplantae, Streptophyta, Magnoliopsida, Solanales, Solanaceae. Bases 226 to 2055 code for a protein of 609 amino acids.